Messenger RNA from Ricinus communis (castor bean), 345 nucleotides. RefSeq names its product putative lipid-transfer protein DIR1. The transcript has 2 exons. Gene Ontology annotation, biological process: systemic acquired resistance. Lineage: Eukaryota; Viridiplantae; Streptophyta; Magnoliopsida; Malpighiales; Euphorbiaceae. Gene Ontology annotation, molecular function: fatty acid binding. Bases 1 to 345 code for a protein of 114 amino acids. The record is from RefSeq and is a predicted model, not a curated record.
AUGGGUAGCAGCAGAAGCAAUGUUGCAGUAAAGAUAGUGUUGGCAAUGUUGGUAAUUGCAAUGAUAAGUGGUGCUCAAGCAAAGCCUGUGUGUGGCGUAGACCAUUAUGAUCUGAUUGAGAGAUGCUAUCCGACGACAACCUUAACACCACCUCCUCCGCCAAGCCAACAAUGCUGUGAUAUUGUUAAACGUACCGAUUUGCUUUGCCUGUGCAAGUAUAGGUUUAUGCUCCCUACCUUUGGAAUAGACUAUGCUCGUGCCAUUGAAGUGCCUGGAAAAUGUGGCAUCCCCCAACCUAAAUUCUCCAUUUUCUUCAUGAAUCAGGAUGACGUACUAUAUAUGUAA